AUAGUAUUUUAUAGUAAUAGAUUUUGUUUGGUGAAUCCAUACCGUAACACUAAUUGCCUUUUUUUUAUGGGACACUAGCUAAUAGCCGAUAGGAUUUAUAAAAAAAUAAUUUGGUCUUAGAGAUCAUGCUACUUGAAAUCUGAGAUAAUGGGCCUUGACUGAAUUGGGAUAAUGGGAUUUUAGAACCGAUCGUCUCGUCAACGGUCGAAUUGGCGGUGAGAGGAGAGAUGAGAGAGAAAAGGAGAGAUCCAAAUCGGAAAACCCUAGAUCCCGUCGUUGACGAUGAUGAGCCGCGUGUCGUCACCGGAAAAGGGUUCUUCGCGUGCUACAUAUUGACCUCCCUUAGUCCUCGUCACAAGGGUCACACCUAUAUCGGGUUCACGGUUAACCCAAAGCGGAGAAUAAGGCAGCACAAUGGAGAGAUACGGAGUGGUGCAUAUAGAACUAAGAAGAAACGUCCUUGGGAAAUGGUCCUCUGUAUCUUUGGUUUCCCUACCAACGUCUCUGCCCUUCAGUUUGAAUGGGCUUGGCAGCAUCCGAGAGAAUCUCGUGCACUGAGAGAAGCUGCUGCUGCUUUUAAAUCAUUCUCUGGACUUGCACGCAAGAUCAAGCUUGCUUACACAAUGCUAACUCUUCCAGCUUGGAAUAGCUUGAACCUGACAGUCAACUAUUUCUCAUCAAAGUACGCACACCACGGCGGGCUUUCUCCAAGUUUGCCUCCUCACAUGAAAGUCCAAGUUUGUGCUAUGGAUGAUCUUCAAUGUUUCACUAAAGGAGACAACGGGCCCGAAGAUGAAGAGAGUUCUGAUAGUAAUGAAGAAGAGGAUGAUUAUAUCAGCAACCAAAUCCAGCCUAGGAAUCCAACUACAAGCUCAUUGGAUGGCUUUUAUCCGGGUGAAAAAGUGAAAGAACCCGAGGCUGUACUUGAUGACAGAUUAGCAAAUUUCACUGGUUUUGGGUUAUUAGAUGAGAGUGAUGAAGAUGAAGUAUCAGGUAGCACUGUGGAGAAAGAACUUGAGACUGACAGAAUAGCAAAUUUCAAUGGUUUUGGCUUAGAAGAGAUUAUUGAUGAUGAAGUAUCACACAUCACUAUGGGGACAGAUUGUUGGAGAAGAAGAAGCCUUAUCACAUCAAACACUGAAGUUGAAGUGAUAGAUCUGAUGACUCCUUCACCGACCUGCAGAGUUGGAUCCUCUAUGAAGAGGCCAAGAAUUUCUGAGUUUAUAGAUUUGACAAGGUCUCCUUGUUUCAUAGAGUUGUAAGAUAACAUACAUAUAUGUAAAGUUAUAACAUUUGGAUGCACAAUAAAAAGUGACAGUGAGAAACCCAACCUUUGUAAUUAGUUUUUUCUUUACUCGAAAAUGGAAUAUACUAUUAUUUA
This is a messenger RNA of Brassica oleracea var. oleracea, 1381 nucleotides long. RefSeq lists its product as uncharacterized. Lineage: Eukaryota; Viridiplantae; Streptophyta; Magnoliopsida; Brassicales; Brassicaceae. Gene Ontology annotation, molecular function: 5'-flap endonuclease activity; crossover junction DNA endonuclease activity. The coding region runs from base 228 to 1262 and encodes 344 amino acids. The transcript is spliced from 4 exons. Gene Ontology annotation, biological process: double-strand break repair via homologous recombination. The record is from RefSeq and is a predicted model, not a curated record. Gene Ontology annotation, cellular component: Slx1-Slx4 complex.